UAUAUUUGGAGGUUGUGCCAUGCCCCUUGCUGGGCGAGGUCUUCCCAACAAAUAUUAAAUAGUGAAUCUAAAGUAAACUUUCUGAACUGAUCAAAGAUUCUCUUUUAUUGUUCAUAUCUCGUACCCACUACUGCAGGCUGCGGCGCUUACCCAUUAUCAGGACCUUUAGGUAAACGAACCCCACCUCAUACCACGACCGACUAGAGACAGUUGACCACUAAGAGUGCAAAUACUUCUCAAGCAACAAAAUUAUACACAAUGCGAAUCAUCUUCGGUACCACCCUCCUCGGCACAGCCUACGCCCUCCCCUCCAUUCACAGCCUACACCAAGCCAUCCCCAACGCAACCUGGGGUUUUUCUCUAUACCAAAAUAAUCAUUGCACGGGAGAGAUAACACUCUUCUCAGGAAUCAGAGGCACACCAUGUCGCAAUGCGAUUCUCAAUGGCGGGGCAUUGUCCUACGUCCCAGACAAGAUCACAAGUUCCCACUGCAAGGUACAUCUCUUCAACGAUGGCCACUGCUCUGGUAACCGGACGGUUGGUGUCUUUAGGAAGGCUAUUAGACCGACCUGCCGAGUGUCAACGUGGGGAGGAAGGGAGACCCAGAUCAGGAGUUUCUAUGUAAAGUGUUGAGCUUUGUUUGGGUUUCUUCCAGAUGUUGUUUUUCCUGCUAUGCGGAUAAUGAUCUUUUACGAGUUAGUUAUUAUGGCAGGUCAGUAACGUGGUUGGAUUCUACAU
This is a messenger RNA of Aspergillus alliaceus, 738 nucleotides long. RefSeq lists its product as uncharacterized. NCBI's taxonomy places the organism in Eukaryota, Fungi, Ascomycota, Eurotiomycetes, Eurotiales, Aspergillaceae. The transcript has a single exon. The coding region runs from base 259 to 633 and encodes 124 amino acids. The record is from RefSeq and is a predicted model, not a curated record.